Molecule: messenger RNA, 3312 nt
Organism: Sclerotinia trifoliorum
Lineage: Eukaryota; Fungi; Ascomycota; Leotiomycetes; Helotiales; Sclerotiniaceae
Source: the annotation of a GenBank genome assembly
UAGGUUAGACGCCAAAUGAACCUUUCCAAAGCGAAUCAAGACCACGUGAUAUCAGCCUUAAAAGAAACUUGGAUUUCAUUAUUUGACAUAACACUGACAAUCCUUAUGGUGUUCCUGUCGCCUCAUCAUUCAACUUAUUCGUACAUUCCAUUCUAUAGCGUUAUUUUUUCUUAUCACCAUCCAAGGUCUGUGUAUUGCGCUCCCGGAUUCUUCAUCACAACACUACCAACACCAAUGUGUUCCAGCUUAGAUGGUCGUACGAGAAGAUGCUCUUCGACCAAGCCAAGCGGACACGCAACGCAUGCUAGUAAGAAGCUACCACACGUGGCUAUCUUAUACUGCGAAGACGAACCCUCAAGAUGGGCUCCAACAAGACUGCUUCUUACUUCGAAACGUCCUUGGCAGAGUACCAGCAUUCCUAGCGAAUGGCUUCUCUAAAGACUGCGAAUCCCCUCGGCUCAAGCUUAGACACUCUGAAUCGAGCAGCAACAAUUCUGCGCUAUACAUCAACGGAUGGUCAACUUGGUGUGUAUCGGAAGGCGACUGCUCUCUUAAAGAGAAGAUCAUGCACCACCACCACCAGCUACUCCUUGGCCUCCAAAGUUCAACACGGUGUUGUUUUGCGGACAAUUCCCCGUUCUACGAUUGGCCCGGGGUUCAAGGCGAAAGAAAGAGUCCUGCGAGCGGUAACUGCCUCGCAGUUAUAUCAUUUGCUUGGGCAUACAUUUUAUCAGCGCUCUGGGUAGAAAUGCAACAGUCUAUGGGCACGAAACCCGCGCCGACCAAGAAAGAUGACCGGAUAUGCUAUUUUUGUUCCCAAGCUAAAUGGACGUGCGACGGCGAUGAAGCUUACCUGAUGACCUUGCGGUUGAUCUCGGUGAUAUAGAUGAUGAUGCUGCACGAUGGUGGACUGCAAUUUUAGCCAACGGUGAAGGCUGGCGGGCGACAAUUACUCGAGAUAGCAAAGUAUAUCGCUCGCCGUGGUCCAUUUCUCUUGCUGCUACCCGGAGCUUUAAGCUUCGAAGGACAGCACACUAUCAAAAAUCGUCCGCUGAGAUAGUCAUGCCACCCUCAUCCGAGCAGGCCCUACGGUUCCUCUCCGAUUUCUGUGUCCUUCAUAAUACUCGCAGUCAAUCUUCCGCAGCUUUAGCUGCAACUUUGACUUUUCCUUUUCUCAGCAACAUGACUGCGACGCUACCGUUGCCAAAAAUUAACUCCUAAUUCUAUCCAAGCAAGGCGAUGUCUCUGGCAUUACUGCCGACUUCCAAUUGCCCAAGCACGCCGCCAUUCUCACCGGCAGGACUGGAGGCAGAGAUUGUUUUUGAAGAAGGUAAACUUCUGCCUUACUAUAUGACCUUAAGCUGUGAUUGUCGCGGGAUGCAGUCGCUCCUCUGCGGCUCAUUCUUUGAUACCGAGGUUUCUUGUAACCUAGUUAGUCCAUGGUUAGAACCAAUAUUCUCGAUCAUUGACCCAAUUGUUCAAAGAGGCGAUUAUGGAACGCUGGCUAUGGUCAUGGGUAAACGCCAACCCAAACUUGCGUCACUAUGGCUAGGCGCUAUUAUCAGUGGGAUGGCACAAAUCAUCCUCCCAUACGUUCGUAAUGGAUUGUUAUCUGUCGAACUGCAUGCCUGUGCUUGGACAUCAACUACACAUUCAUUCAUUAAUGCCAGGCCUCCAACGCGGUGUGCUAUUGGUAAUAACGAAAUAUCUCGUUCCGACGAGUGCCGUUUACUCUAUCUCACGGAGGCCGAGGGUCAUUCGAGAGUCCCUGUUUGUCCUCGGAAGCCGUUUGGCACUACAUUACUUUGUGAUACUGAGAUCGAAGUUCGCCAGCACGCAAAGUGUUCAGGGCAUUACUUGCAAUAUCUAGGUUGGUCUUGGGAGCUGGUCGAUGGGAAAAGCUCCAUAGACCGUGGUUUUAACACCUAGAUAGAGUUUACAAAGAUAUCCGCCAACUCAGGUGAUGUCGUUUCAGAGGCGUGGAAGGAUGGGGAACUGAAGUCUGAAUUAUUAUCAGAGUUAGCAACGCGAAGUAUCUUUGAAUGGCUGCGAGUGACGGGCUAUCCACGAUGUGAGCAGGAUAUUUACCGGCACUCAUGGAUAGACCUUGACCUAGAAGAAUCGGAUGAAGAAGAAUUGGACGAUGGUAUUAGUGCUGGCGGAACCGGCUCCCGAGACGGCUUCCGAGAUGCCGCCAAUAUACACAGCUGGAUAGAUAGUGCACGUGUAUGACUUUGUGUCUUCUAGACAUACAGUACAAGGGGAGAGCAUUGAUGGAUCCAAACACUAAAAUUUAUUCUAAGACUAUAUAAACAGCAUCACCUUCCCUAUGAACACCAACAUCACCAAUGAUAAAUCAAUAAUUGCACUGCUAUGACAGGUCCACAUAGCUAUGAAACCCGUCAUGUCCGCCUGCAGGAUGAUUGACGCAUUUGAUGCAGAUGGCGUAUUUGCCCUGGGCAUUGCUAUGGGCUCCAGUUAGACAAAUUUUCCACUGCUUUCGACAACCAGCCUCCUUACACCGAAACCUGUUAUGUUCGUUGUUGUAUGGCCGCAUUUCACGUUCUUGCACCAGCCUGCCCAGCCCGAGCUUGCACUCAUUGGCAAUAGUUCUAACGAAGACAGUGAGUAUGGUAAAUGAGGUGCGAUAGCUAAGGAUAACGCUUCAGAUCAGCGCAAGUCAUUCAGCAGUAGAAGUAGAGUCUUGCAGUACUUGAAAGAGCAGUGCUCCGCUGCGCAUCUGCCGUUGUUCAAGAACGUCCGAGAAGUUUGGGCUGAGACUGAGUCAACAAAAAUUCUUCCCCGACCGAACUAGCAGACUUACGAUCAGAAAGAACCCAGUUUUCAGAACAGGGUCAUCGCCGGAGUAAAUAUCCUGUUGAUACGCAAAGUCCUUUUUGAAUAGGUCAGCAUUGUAGGUGGGAAAAAAUAAAUGGUUUUGUAUCAGGGCUAUUGGGUCAGUCAAAAAUCGUUGAACAUAACUGACUGUUAUUGCUUUGCAAUGAUUCGUCACGUUUUCUCUUUCUAAUAGGAAACUCCAAGCAACACCCGCAGUAAGCACCUGGCAAUCUAAUCAAAUGGUUAGCUAGAAUCAGAUUCCAACUUUUGCUCAAUAAUCUGGGAUGCAUGGUCCGUGAGAGUCACACAUGGAAUGAUAAUUACUGCAUUCAGGAAAACCUGCAGCCCAUGAUGCGAGCGGCCUUCGCCUGUCUUCUAAGCAAAACAUGUGAAUAGCUUCUACUUUUACCCCGCAUAUUACCGAGUACGAAGCUCCUGAAAUAGCUGUCUUGCGAUUUUUCUUUCUAGCCUAUC